GAUAUCGUGAUAGUGUAUAAUCAUUCAAGGAUUUUGCCAUUGGGCGAGUGAUUUCCUCAUAAUUUCUGCAUGCUGCCUGACUCAGGACCGAUCAAUCAUUGCACGAAUUAUCGAUCCUACUUUGGUAGACGUAUUACAAAGAAUGAGUAGCUUUUCUGAAUGGUUUUGGAACGAUUCAUUUUGGUUCCCUGAUGGAGUCUCUUUUCGAGAUUUUGAGGACUCGCCGGAUAUUACUUAUGCUAAGCCACGUGACAUGUUGUACGUUCCUGUCAUUGGAUUGGCGAUAUUUGGUUUCAGAAUACUGUUUGAACGAUUUAUCGCUCUACCGAUUGCCAAGUACCAUCAAGUAUCUGACGGCAAAGAACGAAAGCCACCGAAGCCAAAUGUAAAGCUAGAAAAAUUUUAUAAAGAAAUAUCAAGACAUCCGACCGAGGAACAAGUUGACAGUAUUUCGAAACGAUUCGAUAUACCACGUUCGUCAGUUCGAAGUUGGUUCAGACGGAAAAGAAAUUGGGGAAGACCUGAUACCCAAACCAAAUUUUUAGAAACAAGCUGGCGAUUUGUUUUUUACUCCGGAGUUUUUACAUAUGGUUUUGGAUUUCUCUGGAAGGCUCCAUGGUUAUGGGACCACGCACAAUGUUGGAUCGGGUUUCCGCAUCAGAACCUUGAUAAAGCAACAUAUAUCUAUUACAUCGCCGAAGCCAGUUUUUACACUUCUUUGUUACUGUCUAUCAUGAAAGAUGUCAGAAGAAAGGACUUCUUCGAACAGCUGAUUCAUCAUAUUGCAACGCUAUUCCUCAUUAUUUUCUCUUAUUUUGCAAACUUUGUUCGAGUCGGUACGCUAGUGAUGGCUAUUCAUGAUAUAUCAGAUAUUUUUCUGGAAGGAGCAAAAUGUGUUUCAUACCUCAAAUACGCAAAAACAUCGGAGAUUCUUUUUAUUAUAUUUGCAAUUACGUUCAUCGUUACAAGAAUCAUUAUUUUUCCGUUUUGGAUUAUUCACACAAGUGCAAUAAAAAGCUUUGCCAUCAUUGGUCCGUUUGCAUCUUGCUAUUUCUUCAACGCACUAUUAGGCGUUUUACAGUGUCUACAUUUAUACUGGGCAUCUAUUAUAUUGAGAAUGGCUUGGAAAAUGCUGUUUCCUGUAUCAGGCGAGGCCCUAAAAGACGAUCGCAGUGAUACCGAAGAAUUGUCCGCAGAUGACGAAGAUCAGAAAAAAGACAUAUAGAAACAUUUAUCAAUAACUAUUU
Messenger RNA from Styela clava, 1247 nucleotides. Its product is annotated as ceramide synthase 5-like. Lineage: Eukaryota; Metazoa; Chordata; Ascidiacea; Stolidobranchia; Styelidae. Gene Ontology annotation, molecular function: sphingosine N-acyltransferase activity; DNA binding. Gene Ontology annotation, biological process: ceramide biosynthetic process. Gene Ontology annotation, cellular component: membrane. The record is from RefSeq and is a predicted model, not a curated record.